Hyalella azteca is the source of this 831-nucleotide messenger RNA. RefSeq names its product 60S ribosomal protein L7 (gene RpL7). Gene Ontology annotation, biological process: maturation of LSU-rRNA from tricistronic rRNA transcript (SSU-rRNA, 5.8S rRNA, LSU-rRNA). Gene Ontology annotation, cellular component: cytosolic large ribosomal subunit. Lineage: Eukaryota; Metazoa; Arthropoda; Malacostraca; Amphipoda; Hyalellidae. Gene Ontology annotation, molecular function: RNA binding; structural constituent of ribosome. The record is from RefSeq and is a predicted model, not a curated record. The transcript is spliced from 6 exons. The coding region runs from base 65 to 802 and encodes 245 amino acids.
GGCAACGCUCUUUGCUUUUCACGCAGUUGUUUUUCUUAGUUUAUCAGGCGUUAAAGUGAUCAAAAUGCCUCCUGAGAAGGUGACUUUGCCAACUGUCCCAGAGGUGCUCCUGAAGAAGAGGAAGCGCCGUGUGCAGUCUGCCUUCAAGCGCAAUGCUGUGUACCACAAGAAAGCGGCACUGACUCGUGCCCGCCAUGCUGAGGCCUUCAAGCGUGCUGAGCGCUACGCCAUAUUCUACCGUCGCAAGGCUAAGCAAGAGGUUCAUCUGAACCGGCUGGCCCGGGCCGAGGGCCGCGUCCGAGUGCCUGCUGAGCCCAAGCUUGCCUUUAUCAUCCGCACUAAAGGUAUCAACUGCAUGCCCCCAAAAGCCAAGAAGAUUUUGCAGCUCUUCAGAUUGCGCCAGAUCAACAAUGGCGUUUUUUCAAGGAUCAACAAGCCUGCCCUGAAUAUGUUGCAUCGCAUCGAGCCCUACGUCACCUGGGGCUACCCCAACCUCAAGAGCGUCAGAGACCUCAUCUACAAGAGAGGUUUCUGUCGUAUCAAAGGCAAGCGCGUCCCUCUUAUCAACAAUGAAAUGAUCGAAAGGCGUCUGGGCAAGUUCGGCAUCGUGUGCAUGGAAGAUUUGGUGCAUGAAAUCUACACCGUCGGCCGGUUCUUCACUCUUGCAAAUAGCUUCUUGUCCACGUUCAAGCUGAACAACCCUGCUGGUGGAUGGCGAAGGAAGUCCAAUCACUACGUCAAUGGUGGUGACUAUGGUAACCGUGAGAACCAAAUCAACAAGCUCCUGAGGAAAAUUGUUUAAAUUCCUCAAUAAACUUGCUGGACUCGGGA